Messenger RNA from Stylophora pistillata, 563 nucleotides. RefSeq names its product protein DD3-3. The record is from RefSeq and is a predicted model, not a curated record. NCBI's taxonomy places the organism in Eukaryota, Metazoa, Cnidaria, Anthozoa, Scleractinia, Pocilloporidae.
GUUCAGAUCGCACAAACGUGUGUUGGGUAAAAGAAGGAUGCAGUUCUCUCAAACCCGCAGCAUGUUCCAGCUUGCCUCUUGAAGCAGUUGAGCAGGUUGUCGACUUUGGUGAUCCCGAAAAGUUGAAUCUUCACCUCAAUAAAGGAUGUUACACGGGAGCUAGUGCACUCCAGAAUCAACUGAACAAUGCCCCAGCUUCAUGCAAUGCGCCAUGCUUCCGCAUCAAGAAACCUGGAAAGUACUGCUACAUGGGCACGCGCAAUAACAACUUCUCCAACCGGCGCCAUAUCGGAGUUAUCGAAGUUGUCAGUCCCAAAAAAUCUACAUGAUUUACCUUUCCAUUUGAGCUGCGAUUUAUCCUUGUGAAAUGCGCAUUUUGUAUUGCAAUAUGAACAGCUUGCUCUUAAAAGUAAUUGAUGUGUGCAAAUUCCAAACGUUUGAGAGGUCGACUACAAUAAUAUGACCAGAGGAUGUUUAUGGUUGCGUCAUGUUCUUAGUGUAUUCAGUGUGCGUCGUAUGACUUUUUUUCUUGAGUAAAAUAAACUAAAAAAGGUAAACUUGAA